AUGGUGAGUGCUAAGUGGCGAGCGAAGGUGCGGGCCCAUUUGACCGGCGGCCCCCUGCUGGGCCGCUACGUGUUCUCCCAGCUGCACUUCCACUGGGGACAGCAGGACACCGAGGGCAGCGAGCACACGCUGCAGGGCGACAGUUUCCCGCUGGAGAUGCAUAUGGUGCUCUUCAAGAGUCGCUACCUCACCCAGGAGGCCGCUCUCAAGGAGAUGGACGGAGUUGUCGAAGUUGCCUACUUCUUUCAGUUGGAGGCUCUGCGCAGUGUGUACGGCCUGGACGGGAAUCCGCUGCUGAGGAACUGGCGGAAGGCGCACCCUCCCAUGGGCCGCACUGUACUGCACGUCGUCCCUCCUGGCACCAAGAAAUCCAUCAAAGGCGACCAGUUCAGUGAGGGGGUGCCAGCCGAGAAGCGGCAAACCCGUUUCUCUCCUGACUGGACAGAGAACGAACAAGAAGCCCCUCCAGAUGCAGAACCUGAUCGUCCCAAGAGUGGCCGACGCUUUCUCGAUGCAGCUUCUUGGCAGCAUAGGUGGCACCGUCCACGUGUUCCUGGUUCUGCUGUUGAGGAUGAUGGUUCUACAGAACAGCUGAGCUUCCGCUGUGUGAUGCUUUCCAUUGCCAUUAUUACUGGCUUCUGA
Messenger RNA from Schistocerca americana (American grasshopper), 642 nucleotides. Its product is annotated as carbonic anhydrase 4-like. Gene Ontology annotation, cellular component: cytoplasm. The transcript has 5 exons. NCBI's taxonomy places the organism in Eukaryota, Metazoa, Arthropoda, Insecta, Orthoptera, Acrididae. Bases 1 to 642 code for a protein of 213 amino acids. The record is from RefSeq and is a predicted model, not a curated record. Gene Ontology annotation, molecular function: carbonate dehydratase activity; zinc ion binding.